Molecule: messenger RNA, 2221 nt
Organism: Bipolaris maydis ATCC 48331
Lineage: Eukaryota; Fungi; Ascomycota; Dothideomycetes; Pleosporales; Pleosporaceae
Source: RefSeq, a predicted model, not a curated record
AUGUCCACCAAUGAUCCCUGGCUAUGGAGUGUAGACGAGCUAGUCGCCAACCUAUGUCACUCACCCACCCUAUUCAUCCGUGCAGGGCAUUCUCUCGAUAACAUUCCGGAUAGCUCAGCUCUUGAGACAGAGCUGCGAGCGCAGAACAUGACAGGAAACACGCUACUUACUUCAUUUGGAAUGCACCAAGUAGUAAUAACAAACAAACUGAACAUAUCCCCUAUAAGCCAGCGGUUUGCUCUGUACUCAGUGAUAGAACUGCUUCGACGAGAUUCACGUGGCUACCAUAUUCAGCACGCGGCCAAUGCAGGUGUAACACCGCUCAAUGAUAACGCCCCAAAUACUUCGCCAAUUGCACCAAUCACUCGAAGCCCACAUAUAGCGUCCAAUCAACGAGGGACUGAACCAAAACGAAGCAGAGUUGAGAUCCUCGCAGUCGGGCCAGUGCGCCCAACACCGCAAACGCAGACACAGACGCAUCACACAUCAAAUGAAUUUGACCAUCUUCUGCGAUGGCAAGAUACAGGUGAAGAAGACAAGGUGAUCGACUUUGCUGCUGAAGACAGUGAAGAGGACGAUGAUUCUAUCGGUGCAGAUGGAGAAGAUGAAGACAUAGACGAGCCGCACGAACUCGACGAGGUAGAGAUACCAACAAGUCAAACCAAGCUCCCUUCUGAGGAAAUUGUCAAUAUUAUUAACGAGUGCAUCGAGGCCUACAGCAAAUCCUGGGAACCAAAUGCAGGCGUCCCCCGCGGCGAGGAAGUCGUCUACAAUGUCGAUGCCAUGUGGGACGAGGCCGAAGCCUCUGGACAGAGAAAAAAUCUUGUACAAAAGUACGAUGAAGAUUAUGCAUAUUUCAGCCACAGACUCGACAAGCUGUGUGAUGAGAUUGUCAAGGCUGCUGGAAGCAACCCCAAUGACGUACGCACGCAAUGUCGCAAUCUUGAGACUACUAUCCAGGCAAUAGAACUGGCCGGUUGGCUAAGGGAUAUAUACCAACUGGAGCCUGUCGGUAGCGAUGACGAGCUUGCAAGUUCACCCGACGAUGCCAGCAUGGCAUCAUUACCAAGACCCCAGGCUGUUGCAACUACUGAGGUCAUCAAUCUGGAUACUUCGCCCGAACCUUCGGGAAGGGCGGUAUCAACUGUGCAAAAGCCUGAUCAAGAUGUGGUUGGCGGCGCCGGGGAUUUAUUGAGCUACCAGAGGCGGGCAUCAACACCGAACUUCAUCCUUCGUGACAUUGCUAGGAAUUCCUCGAGCCGCCAAAGACAGUCGCUCUCACCUGAGAUCGCCAUUACGCACAGCAUAGAGCCUGUAGUCAACAAGCACCGGGACCCUCUUUAUCCCAAUGGCUCUCUCUACCCCAAUGGCUCUCUCUACCCCAAUGGUCCUCGACACACGCCUAUUCUCCGAAGAUAUGGAGAAGACCCUGAAAACGCUUCGAUCAGUUCGGUACGCCGCUGGAGAUGGCAGGACUUAACCGAGAAUUUUGACCGCAAGCGUAUCGUUUCCAAAACUAUUUUUGAAAUGGAUGUUAGCGAUCGCGAGUCGGUUCGAAUCCGUGUCCAGCUCAUUGGCAAGACAGAUCUAUUAAGGGAAAUCGCAGCGUUCAUCGACAUGCUAUGGAGAGGAGAAUCGAAACUGCAGGGCGUACUCCUUCGAGAUCUGGCCAAGAUUACCAGCUUUACCAAUCUGUUUCUGUCGUGGUGGUUCUGCAGGAAUUAUUUUGAUGCACCAAACGCAUCUCCGGAAGAACUAGAAGAGCUCAAGUCUUGUUUAGCGGACGGAUCUGCUGGAGCCUCUACCUUCUACGAUUACCUUUGUAAAAUUAUGGAAACAACCUUUAGCGAACAAGCUCUGCAGCACCCUGACCAACCGUCACAGGCAGAGAUCAUUGAGAUAUCAGACGACGACUGAGGACAUGCAGUUGACCGCCUAGCAUGCUGUCUAGUGUCUUUUCAUGCCCGGUGUGGUAUGUCAUCAGAGGGCAUCUAGGCCUCGGCAGGCAUAUAAGAUGCCGAUGCGGUGAAUAUCGCACUACACUACAGGCGGCGCAUCUCGGCAGUGUUACUAGCUCCUAGCCGACUCGCGCUUCCCACACGCUUAAUCCAGCAGGGUCAAUGGGCAUCUGCAAGCUGAUAGGUAGUACUUACAUAGUAUGUAUGUAGAGUGUGACCAAAGUUUGCUGCUCACGUAAGAAUGGGAUCCAUAUUUCCGCAGA